ACUCUGGGAAGAGCGCGCGCAUCAGUCAUGUUGUUUACCACACUAAUUUGCUUGCUGUCGCUCGCCGUGGCCGUACCCCUGCCUACGGAUGCAGAUAUUGAAGCCGUUGAACCUGAAGCUCCUGCUCCGGAAGCCCCAGCAGAGCCUGAAGCCCCCGUCGCCGCACAGCAAGCCCCUUCCCCAAGAAAGACCUCGCCCGUAAGAAAAGAUCCUCAAGACUUUGUUGCCAUCCUCCGCGACGACCGCCAGGACGAUGGCGACGGCAACUUCAACUACGCUUUCGAGGCUGACAACGGCAUCAACGUGGCUGUCAUAGGCACGCCGGGCGCCGCUGGGCAGAGCAACAUGGAAGGAUCCUUCAGCUUCGUCCUCCCCGACGGCACCAUCGCAGAAGUCCGCUUCAUCGCCAACGAGAACGGCUUCCAGCCCCAGUCCGACCUCCUCCCCACCCCCCACCCCCUCCCCGCCCACGCCCUCGAGCAGAUCCGAUUCGCCGAGGAGCAGCGCGCCCUUGGAAUCGCUGAGGAAUAACUGAGUGAUGAUGUUCCUAUUUUAAACUGGACCGAAGAGUGAAGAAUUAAAAGAAAGGAUCACGAGGAUGAAAAAGAAAAACAACGGGUCGAGGAAAAAUAUGAUAAUUAUUAGAUAAUUUUGUUGACUGAUUAGGAUAUGACGACAAACGAACUUCCUCAUGAAGGGCCAGGCAAUUCUCCUAUUAUUAUUACUCUAUGAUUUUUCGUAAUUAUUAUCAAAUAUUUUCCUUUGUACUUAUAUUUUUUUUGUUGAAACUAAAUAACUUUUUUCUUUCCACGAAUCUGUCAAUCUUGCUUUUGGUUGAUUCAGGUUUUUGUUUAUAUGAAUGAAAGUGAAGCAUUGAGCAA
Molecule: messenger RNA, 881 nt
Organism: Penaeus chinensis
Lineage: Eukaryota; Metazoa; Arthropoda; Malacostraca; Decapoda; Penaeidae
Product: cuticle protein AM1199-like
Exons: 3
Coding region: 28-531 (167 amino acids)
Cellular component (GO): chitin-based extracellular matrix
Molecular function (GO): structural constituent of chitin-based larval cuticle
Source: RefSeq, a predicted model, not a curated record